Messenger RNA from Dracunculus medinensis (Guinea worm), 1101 nucleotides. Lineage: Eukaryota; Metazoa; Nematoda; Chromadorea; Rhabditida; Dracunculidae. The record is from the annotation of a GenBank genome assembly.
UCCACUAUGUCGAGUGAUGAACAUUCCGAUAAAGAGUGUCCUUUAUGUAUGGAACCACUCGAAGUCGAUGAUAUAUAUUUUUAUCCGUGUAAGUGUGGCUAUCAGAUCUGUAGGUUCUGUUGGCAUCGAAUCAGGACAGAUGAAAAUGGUCUUUGUCCAGCAUGUCGACAACCAUAUCCUGAAGAUCCGGUAAAUUUCAAGCCCCUGUCGUUUUCAGAUGUUCAAAAAAUGAAGACGGAAAAGAAACAGAAACAGCAGCAACAAAGGAUAAAAUUAUGUGAAUCGAGAAAACAUCUUUCAUCUUAUAGGGUUUUACAAAAAAAUCUCGUAUAUGUAGUAGGUUUGUCAGCAAGAGUGGCCGAUCCAGAAAUCCUUAAAAAGCCGGAAUAUUUUGGAAAAUACGGAAAAAUUAUUAAAAUAGCAGUUGGUACAACUCCGCAGAAUGGCCAACAAGCAGCGUCUUUUACAGCAUAUGUAACUUUCGCAAGAUUUGAAGAUGCUCUUAAGGCAAUUCAGGCCGUUAAUAAUGUUCAGUUGGAUGGUCGCAUUGUAAAAGCUUCAUUAGGUACAACCAAGUAUUGUUCAAACUUUUUGCGUAAUCAGCCUUGCCAUAAAUCAGAGUGUAUGUAUCUGCAUAACGUAGCAGAUUUGGAAAUAAGUUUCACGAAGGAAGAAAUGCAUCUUGGUCGACAUUCUGAAUAUGAAAAAAAACUCAUUGAAUCACUUAUAAAUAAAUCUAAAUAUCAAGCUGAAGCAGGAAAUUACGAUGAGCGAACGCGCACGCGAAGAAAUCACUCACAUUCACAGGUGGAUUCGCAAAGCGAUAUUACAAGAGGAAAGUCGAGUGCCGAUGAUUUAUUGGUGUCGAAACUUGGCUUAAAAUCUGAGAAGUAUGUUUAUUUAUACAUUUUUAUUUUAUUACUUUGUUUGUUUUACUUCCAUUUUUUUUUAUUCAUUUACAGAUCACGUUUGGUACAGUGGACUUCAACGAAUGGUGCAAUUUUGUCUGAAAAUAUUUCAAACACUGAUACUUCUGAAAACGGUCUAUCUGAGGUCAUUUUUUAUUUUACCAAUAUUUUAAUUUUUCCAAGGAUUUUCUAG